AAUAAAGGGAUAGCUAUCGGCUACCGCCCGUAAUGGCCGCGGCUUUCGUUUCUGCAUCGGUCAUUUUUGCUGUGUAUCAUCAAUUUGUUGCAAAAAUUUGUUUUGUGUAGAUUUACUUUGUCUUUUGUUAAUAAUCAAUUAUUAGCAUAACUAUUGCUAAUAAAUAAGUUUUUUUACUAAUACUUUUAAUAUGGGCCGAUACAGGAGUCGAAGCCGUGACCGUGACAGGAGACGCAGAUCAAGAACAAGAUCUCGUAGUCGAUCACCAAGAGACAGAAGAAAUUGGGGCAUUAGUUGUGGUCGUGAUAGAGGAAUCACUGGACGUAACAACCGUGGUCAACCUGGAGCUAAUUUAAGAAAACCACGAUGGGAUCUUAGUCGUUUAGAACCUUUUAAAAAAGAUUUUUAUAUACCAAACGAUGUUGUACAGAAUCGUGACCCACGUAUUGUGGAACAAUAUAGAUGUGAUAAAGAAAUAACUUUGAAAGGAAAGAAUAUACCUAAUCCUGUCUUUACAUUUGAAGAAACAGGCUUUCCUGAUUAUGUACUUAAAGAAAUCAAACGGCAAGGUUUUAGCGAGCCUACAUCAAUUCAAGCUCAAGGAUGGCCAAUUGCUUUGAGUGGACGAGAUAUGGUUGGAAUUGCAUCUACUGGAUCUGGCAAAACAUUGUCUUAUAUACUUCCAGCUAUCGUCCAUAUUAAUAGCCAACCUAAACUUAGUCGUAAGGAUGGUCCAAUAGCAUUGGUAUUAGCACCGACAAGAGAACUUGCUCAACAAAUACAACAAGUAGCGGAUGACUUUGGCCAUUCGUCGGGUAUAAGAAAUACUUGUUUGUAUGGUGGUGCACCUAAAGGUGCCCAAGCAAGGGAUUUAGAUAGCGGUGUAGAAAUAGUCAUAGCUACACCUGGUAGAUUAUUAGAUUUCUUAGAAUCAGGAAGAACUAAUUUGAAAAGGUGUACAUAUUUGGUACUUGAUGAAGCGGAUAGAAUGUUGGAUAUGGGAUUUGAACCUCAAAUUCGAAAAAUUAUUGAACAAAUUCGACCGGAUAGACAAACUUUAAUGUGGUCUGCUACUUGGCCGAAAGAAGUGAAAAAUUUGGCAGAAGAUUUUCUCAAGGAUUAUGCACAAAUCAACGUUGGUUCUUUACAACUUGCUGCUAAUCAUAAUAUUUUACAAAUAAUCGACGUUUGUCAAGAUUACGAAAAAGAAAAUAAAUUGAGUACACUUUUGAAAGAAAUUAUGGCAGAAAAUGAAAAUAAAACAAUAGUAUUUAUUGAGACCAAACGUCGUGUAGAUGAAAUAACUAGAAAGAUGAAACGUGAUGGUUGGCCAGCUGUUUGUAUCCACGGUGACAAGACGCAGCAAGAAAGAGAUUGGGUAUUACAAGAUUUUAGAUCGGGCAAAGCACCUAUUCUUGUCGCAACAGAUGUAGCAGCACGUGGUCUUGACGUUGAAGACGUCAAGUUUGUUAUCAACUUUGACUACCCUUCUUGUUCAGAAGAUUAUGUUCAUCGAAUUGGACGUACAGGUAGAAGACAGAAAACUGGGACUGCAUAUACAUUCUUCACACCUAAUAAUUCUAACAAGGCUAAUGAUUUGAUUCAAGUAUUAAAGGAAGCUAAUCAAGUUAUCAAUCCUAAACUUAUGGAACUUGCAGAAGGCAAAUCAGCUGCUUAUGGAAGGCACAGAGGUGGAAGAAAUCGAUGGCGAACUAGAACAGGAGGUCGUAAUGGUAAAGAACGAAGUUAUUCCAGAAGUAGAAGUCGAAGUCAUAGCAGAGAAAGAAACGGAAGAAAUAAUCGUCGAAGUUAUAGUCGUAGUUAUACACGUAGUCGUAGUCCUAUUAAUAAUCGUACAGAAGUCAUCGGAAAAAGUUAUUGGAGUAGCGAGAGAUGAUUAAAUAACUCGUAAGCUAAUAUAUACAUAUAUAUAUACAUAUAUAUGUAUAUAUAAAUACAUGUAAAUUUUUACAUCUGUUGUAAGAUGA
Messenger RNA from Polistes dominula (European paper wasp), 1988 nucleotides. Its product is annotated as putative ATP-dependent RNA helicase DDX17. Gene Ontology annotation, molecular function: nucleic acid binding; RNA helicase activity; ATP binding. The record is from RefSeq and is a predicted model, not a curated record. NCBI's taxonomy places the organism in Eukaryota, Metazoa, Arthropoda, Insecta, Hymenoptera, Vespidae.